This is a messenger RNA of Myripristis murdjan (pinecone soldierfish), 1013 nucleotides long. RefSeq names its product troponin C2, fast skeletal type, tandem duplicate 1 (gene tnnc2.1). Gene Ontology annotation, cellular component: myosin II complex. The record is from RefSeq and is a predicted model, not a curated record. The transcript has 6 exons. NCBI's taxonomy places the organism in Eukaryota, Metazoa, Chordata, Actinopteri, Holocentriformes, Holocentridae. The coding region runs from base 72 to 557 and encodes 161 amino acids. Gene Ontology annotation, molecular function: calcium ion binding.
AGCAGCGAGACUUUCUCUCCCAGCCGUCUGUCGUUCCCCCUGGUGUGUGACGUGCAGCAGAGCCGGCCACCAUGCCCACUGACGCCCAAAGCGACGCCCGCUCCUUCCUGAGCGAGGAGAUGAUUACAGAGUUCAAGGCUGCCUUCGACAUGUUCGACACUGACGGUGGCGGUGACAUCAGCACCAAGGAGUUGGGUACCGUGAUGAGGAUGCUGGGCCAGAACCCGUCAAGAGAGGAGUUGGAUGCCAUCAUCGAGGAGGUCGAUGAGGACGGCAGCGGCACCAUUGACUUCGAGGAGUUCUUGGUCAUGAUGGUGCAACAGCUAAAGGAGGACCAGGCCGGAAAGACUGAGGAGGAGCUAUCGGAAUGCUUCCGUAUUUUUGACAAGAAUGGAGAUGGUUUCAUCGACCGCGAGGAGUUUGGAGACAUCCUCCAUCUCACUGGAGAGCAAAUCACAGAAGAAGAGAUCGAUGAGAUGAUGGCGGACUCCGACACAAACAAAGAUGGAAAGAUCGACUUUGAUGAAUUUCUGAAAAUGAUGGAGAAUGUCCAGUAAUGACACCAACAUUCCUCAGUGGCCCUUUCCUCUCACUUCUUCUCCAGCUCGGACAGAACAGAAAGCAAAGGAAAUCAUCCUCCGACUCGGCACACCACCUGUACUCCAAGCCCAGAUGGAGCGCUACAAGAAAAUCCAAAAAAGAUUACGUGCAUCGCGUACUUUGAGAGAUAGCAAAAUGAAAGGCUGUUAACCCCGCCCCCGCCCCCCAGCCGUUUUCAUGUUAGCCCAGGGGCAUGUUGGGAUGUCUAUAAAUAUCUGUUCAAACCUUUUAAGACGAAGGCGCUUUCCUCUGACUGCCUCCUUGCGCCGGCCACCCAGCUGUCCCCUGGCAGCUGCUGCUCCUCCAGAAAUGCUACCCUCACCCCACCCCACCCCACCCCCUCACCCCACUCCUCUAAAUUUCCUCUGAGUCUCUCUCCUCCACCCUGUUCUGUGCUUUCCAAAUAAACCUAC